Messenger RNA from Loxodonta africana (African savanna elephant), 1433 nucleotides. RefSeq names its product transforming protein RhoA-like. The transcript has a single exon. Lineage: Eukaryota; Metazoa; Chordata; Mammalia; Proboscidea; Elephantidae. Gene Ontology annotation, cellular component: cytosol. Bases 127 to 546 code for a protein of 139 amino acids. The record is from RefSeq and is a predicted model, not a curated record. Gene Ontology annotation, molecular function: protein kinase binding; GTP binding; GTPase activity. Gene Ontology annotation, biological process: small GTPase-mediated signal transduction.
GGAGUCCUCCUCACGAAGAGGCCGGACUCGGAGUCGCCACCAAAGUGCCUUUCAUCUGAGAAGUUCAAGGUACUUUGUAGAACUUCUGCCACACUCGCUGGGCAUCUCGCAGCACAUUUGUAAGUGAUGGCUGCCAUCGUGAAGAAAUUGGUGAUUGUUGGUGAUGGACCUUGUGGCAAGACCUACUUGCUCAGAGUCUUCAGCAAGGAUCAGUUCCCCGAGGUGUAUGUGCCCACAGUGUUUGAGAACUAUGUGGCAGAUAUUGAAGUGGAUGGAAAGCAGGUAGAGUUGGCUUUGUGGGACACAGCUGGGCAAGAAGACUAUGAGCGUCUGAGGCCCCUCUCCUACCUGGACACUGAUGUUAUAUCGAUGUGUUUCUCCAUCAACAGCCCUGACAGUUUAGAAAACAUCCCAGAAAAAUGGACCCCAGAAGUCAAGCAUUUCUGUCCCAAUGUGCCCAUCCUCCUCGUUGGGAACAAGAAGGAUCUGCGGAAUGAUGAGCACACAAGGUGGGAGCUAGCCAAGAUGAAUCAGGAGCCAGUAUAACCUGAAGAAGGCAGGGAUAUGGCAAACAGGAUUGGUGCUUUUGUGUACAUGGAGUGUUCAGCAAAUACCAAAGAGGGAGUGAGGGAGGUUUUUGAAAUGGCCAUGAGAGCGGCUAUGCAAGCCAGACGUGGGAAGAAAAAAUCUGGGUGCCUUGUCUUGUGAAAGCUCGCUGCAAGCACAGCCCUCAUGCGGUUAAUUUUGAAGUGCAGUUUAUUAAUCUUAGUGUAUGAUUACUUGCCUUUUUCAUUUAUCUAUAGUUUACCUAAGAUUACAAAUCAGAAGUCAUCUUGCUACCCGUAUUUAGAAGCCAACCAUGAUUAUUAAUGAUGUCCAACCCCUCUGGCCCACCAGGGCCCCUCUGACACUGCUCUAACAGCCCUCCUCUGCACUCCCACCUGACACACCAGGCACUAAUUCAAGGAAUUUCUUAACUUCUUGCUUCUUUCUAGAAAGAAAAAAAGUUGGUAACUUUUGUGAAUUAGGCUCUAACUACUUUCUAACUAACAUGUCCUGCCUAUUACCUGUCAGCUGCAAGAUAUUCUGGUGAGUCUCCACUUCAGGACACUCCUCCUAAAUGGGUCUCACUAGCAUAGCUCUGAAGUGGGCAUCCAGUUUUUUGAAAAUGUGCUCAGUCGGAAAGGACCAAGUCCACGCAGCUGUGGCAAAGUUACACUUCUGUGGUCAUGUUAGUUACCUUAUAGUUACUGUGUAAUUAGUGCCACUGAACGUAUGUUACCAAAAAUAAAUAUAUCUACCCCAGACUAGAGGUACUAUUUUUUGUAUAAUUGGAUUUCCUAAUACUGAUAUUUGUCAUCUCUGCAGAAAGUGUAUUGGUUUUUUAAAAAAGAAAGUGUAUUUGAAAAUAAAGUCAGAUGGAAAAUUCCUUU